Xyrauchen texanus (razorback sucker) is the source of this 3844-nucleotide messenger RNA. RefSeq names its product DEAH (Asp-Glu-Ala-His) box polypeptide 34 (gene dhx34). NCBI's taxonomy places the organism in Eukaryota, Metazoa, Chordata, Actinopteri, Cypriniformes, Catostomidae. Gene Ontology annotation, biological process: nuclear-transcribed mRNA catabolic process, nonsense-mediated decay. The record is from RefSeq and is a predicted model, not a curated record. Gene Ontology annotation, molecular function: RNA binding; ATP binding. Gene Ontology annotation, cellular component: intracellular anatomical structure.
UUGUCCUCUCGUGUUAUUUUUCCGAGUUUGCUCCGUUUCGAUAAGCUUGAAUCUGAAAAUAUGUGCAUUCAGAUAAACUAAAAAUACCUACAAUUACACUAACAAUGACUAUUUUAUAUGAAGUUAAUAAGGAAGUGGAAGAAAUGUAUAUUUGUAUGUUUAAAUAGCGUGCAUCAUUUUACCUACACCAGUUCAGUUUACACUCAUGGCUGUCACUGCUUCUAGAUAAAAGAUGUCAAAAGAGCGGGAGAAGAGCCGGCGCUGGGACUGGGACAGUCCUCAGUGUCGAGCACAGCUGGAUGAGAUCUUUUUCCGCCAGCAUGAUUACAUCCAGACGCACAGCGCUGAACACAGGGACUUCUGGAGCUUCUUUGAGCGCUUUCAGAGGUUCAAAGCCAAGAGAGACAUGACAGGAUCAACAUUAAGUAAGACAGAAUCACAUGAGGGGAAAUCCAGAAAGAAACCAGAAUCUGUGGAUCUGGGGCUCCCGAAGGAUUAUGAUGCCAGGUACAGAAUCAACAUCUCAGUGUGCUCCAAAGAUGUGGAGGACCUCAGAGGAUCUGAUCACAGGAGGCGCAGUGAGACCUCAGGUCCUGGCAAGCAGGAGGUCACAGACUGCCGCAUCGCUCUCCUUCAUUUCCUAGAUUUCAACCAAAAGCAAAGUUUCAAUAAGCUUGCUAAGCUGAAAAGGGAACAGAAGUGUCUGCCCAUCUUCCAGUACCGUGACAGAAUUGUGGAGAUGGUGAGGACUCACCCUGUGGUCGUGGUGGCUGGAGACACAGGAUGUGGAAAGUCCACACAGGUGCCCCAGUACCUGCUGGCGUCAGGGUUCAACCAUAUAGCCUGCACUCAACCACGCCGCAUUGCCUGCAUCUCGCUGGCCAAGAGAGUGAGCUUUGAGAGCCUCAACCAGUACGGCUCCAAGGUUGGGUACCAGAUCCGCUUUGAGAGCAGCCGUACCACGGCUACCAAACUCCUGUUCCUUACCGAGGGUCUUCUGCUCAGGCAGAUCCAGCAGGAUGCUACUUUGGGACAGUACCAGGUGCUGAUUGUGGAUGAGGUGCAUGAGAGACACCUGCAUUGUGACUUCCUGCUGGGAGUGUUGCGUUCCCUUCUGGCCCUGCGCCCAGACCUGCGGCUGGUUCUCAUGUCGGCCACCAUCAACAUCAAACUCUUCUCCAGUUACUUCAACACCGCACCUGUUCUGCAGGUCCCUGGCAGACUCUUUCCUAUACAGGUAAUCUACCAGCCCAUUCCUCAAGAAGAGCAGGUGUCCCGCUCUGAGAAGCUAGACCCACGGCCGUAUUUGCGUGUGCUGCAGGGUAUUGACCAGCGGUAUCCACCAGAGGAGAGGGGUGACCUGCUGCUCUUCCUCAGUGGAGUGGCUGAGAUCUCCACCAUCCUGGAGGCCUGCCAGACUUACGGCACUCACACAAAACGCUGGAUCGUCCUUCCUCUGCACAGCACGCUCUCGCUAGCCCAGCAGGAUAAGGUGUUUGACAUUGCUCCCCCGGGUGUAAGAAAAUGCAUAAUUUCUACCAACAUUGCUGAGACCUCAGUCACUAUUGAUGGAGUGCGCUUUGUGGUCGAUUCAGGUAAAGUGAAAGAGAUGAGUUUUGACCCAAAGACAAAGAUGCAGAAACUGCAGGAGUUCUGGAUCAGCAGAGCCAGUUCAGAACAGAGGAAAGGACGUGCGGGAAGAACCGGUCCGGGAGUCUGUUACCGACUCUACUCUGAAUCAGAUUAUGACGCCUUUGCCCCCUAUCCUGUUCCUGAGAUCCACAGGGUGGCGCUGGACUCCCUUGUACUGCAGAUGAAGAGUAUGGGUCUUGGAGACCCUUGCACUUUCAUCUUUAUAGACCCUCCUCCCGCCUCCAGUAUUCAGACUGCAGUGACAUAUCUUCGAGACCAGGGGUUGCUAGAUGGGCACGGAGAUCUCACUCCCAUUGGCAGAUUGCUGGCUCAGUUGCCUGUGGAUGUGGUCAUUGGAAAAAUGUUGGUUUUGGGUUCAGUCUUUAACCUGGUGGAGCCAGUGUUAACUGUUGCCGCUGCAUUGAGUGUUCAGUCUCCAUUCCUGCGCAGUGCUCAGCACAACCCUGACUGUUCCACCGCUCGUCAACCCCUGAACAACAACCAAGGAGACCCAUUUACACUGCUCAACACCUUUAAUGCCUGGGUGCAGGUGAAAGGAGACAGAGGAAGUGGCUCCCGGAAGUGGUGCAGAAGGAGAGGUCUGGAGGAACAGAGGCUAUACGAGAUGGUCAACCUUAGACGACAGUUUAAAGAACUGCUGCGGACUCAUGGUCUGCUGGAGACUGAUCCGGGCAGCAGGGCCAAACCGCAGGAUCGAGUCUGGCGUAGAGAGAGACUGACCGAGAGGCAGAAGCUGCACCAGCUUAAACGUGAUCAUGAGCUCCAGGAGAACACCAAGAGGAAAGUUCUACGUCUGGAGGAGGGGCUGGAGGAAGAUGGCUCAUCUGGGUCUGAUGGGGAGCGAGCAGGCUCAAGCAAAAAGGACAAAGACAAAGCUGGACAGACUGUCGACAUACAGGAGGUGAAGUUCAAGUUGCGUCACAAUGUAAAUGAGCUGCAGGAAGCUGCAUAUGCCAGUGCAGAGCUGUCAUCAAGGAAGCAGGCUCUGCUCAAACUGGUGCUGUGCCGUGGUCUUUACCCACAGCUGGCCAUACCAGAUGAACAUAACGCAACCCGCAAAGACUCCGAACAGGUGUUCCACACGCGAAAUAAGCUAGGUGUUGUGAUCCACCCUACCAGUGUAUUUGCCAGUGACCCAGAAGCUCUGCAUGUCCCUGAGCAUGAGUCCAGCGAGUUUGGUGCUGAUAAAGGGCAGAGCAAUAGGCACCAGCUGCUAGCCUUUGUUACUCUACUAGAAACUAACAAACCUUAUGUUUCAAACUGUGUACGGAUUCCAGCCCUGCAGGCCCUGCUGAUGGUGGCCAACUCUGUGGACACUAAUGCAGACUGCACACGUGUGGUGGUGGAUGGCUGGUUGGAGCUGGUGUUGAGUGACGGCGAGAUGGCCCUAAAGGUGCUCUCCUCUGCUCUCACUCUGCGGGGGGAAUGGGAGAGGCUACUUCAGUCCCAGCUCAGCCAGGUUGGUCCAGGUUCCACUGCUGGGGUUGGGCUGGGGGGACCCAAAAUAUCCCGCAGGGAGAUAGAGAAGCUCUGUGAGGGACUUGUGCGAUUUCUGCUGUAUACUGAGGUUACUUACAGUCUAAGCCGUUUAACAGCACUGCAGUCUCAGAACCUGUACAUCGGACCCCAGCAGGACUCAGAUCUUUCCUCUGCUUCAGCACUUGGUUCUCUGUUCCCAGGCAUGAAGGCAGAGCCAGAUCCCAUUAAAGGAGGCCUGCGCUUAUGUCGCUACUUCACCUACAACUGUCUGUGUGACUCUAAGGACCUGUACAGUGAAUGUCUGCGAACUUUUUGGACCUGCCCUCACUGUGACCUGUAUAUGCCCCUGACGCCCUUGGAGCGCAUGCAGCAUCAGGCCACCUGCAGGCCACUGGAGGAACAGCAGCCUGAGGAAGAGCCAGAAGAAGUAAAUAAGACUUCUUCAUCAUCUUCAUCUGGUUUGACCAGGGUCUACCACUGUGACAUCUGUAAUAAAGACCUGACUCUCACCUCAACAGAGAUCCUAAAACACAAACGCCAGCACCUGUCAUGAGCUCACACGCUGGUAGAUGCUUCACUCUGUCUAUCUUUAUUUGAUCCACAUUCAUUCACUGCCAAACAAUAGAUAUUUUUCCUGCUGUAGGCUACAUUGAACUCAUUCUUGGUUAAUUAUAACAUGUGCUGAAUCUAAAAAUGUUUAUGUAUGGUUAUA